GCUGGCCUGAGAGCAUCCUUGAGGGAUGCUCACGCCUCGUUCCCGCUGUCUCAGCCACCCCUUCCCCCCACAGGUCUCAUGGUACCAGGUGACGUGUCCCCCCCGUGAGAGUCACACCCCGAACCUGCUGAGAAGAUGUCAGGGAUGCAGGCCGUGUGGCCGUCCGGUACAGAAUGUAUCGCCAAGUACAACUUCCACGGUACCGCCGAGCAGGACCUGCCCUUCAGCAAAGGAGACGUCCUCACCAUCGUCGCCGUCACCAAGGAUCCCAACUGGUACAAGGCGAAGAACAAGGUGGGCAGGGAGGGCAUCAUUCCUGCUAACUACGUCCAGAAGAGGGAAGGGGUCAAAGCUGGCAUCAAGCUCAGCCUCAUGCCGUGGUUCCACGGGAAGAUCACGCGGGAGCAGGCGGAGAGGCUGCUGUACCCCCCCGAGACGGGGCUGUUCCUGGUGCGGGAGAGCACCAACUACCCCGGGGACUACACGCUGUGCGUCAGCUGCGAGGGCAAGGUGGAGCACUACCGCAUCAUCUACUCCUCCAGCAAGCUCAGCAUCGACGAGGAGGUCUACUUCGAGAACCUGAUGCAGCUGGUGGAGCAUUACACCACGGACGCGGACGGGCUCUGCACCCGCCUCAUCAAGCCCAAGCUGAUGGAGGGCACGGUGGCAGCCCAGGACGAGUUCUCCCGCAGUGGCUGGGCCCUCAACAUGAAGGACCUCAAGUUGCUACAGAUCAUUGGCAAAGGGGAAUUCGGAGACGUGAUGCUGGGGGAUUACCGGGGGAACAAAGUCGCCGUGAAGUGCAUUAAAAACGACGCCACAGCGCAGGCCUUCCUGGCGGAGGCGUCCGUCAUGACGCAGCUUCGACACAGCAACCUGGUGCAGCUGCUGGGGGUGAUCGUGGAGGAGAAGAGCGGCCUCUACAUCGUCACCGAGUACAUGGCCAAGGGCAGCCUCGUGGACUACCUGCGGUCGCGCGGGCGGUCGGUGCUCGGGGCAGACUGUCUGCUCAAGUUCUCCUUAGAUGUCUGUGAAGCCAUGGAGUACCUGGAAGCCAACAACUUCGUGCACCGGGACCUGGCGGCGAGGAACGUGCUGGUCUCGGAGGACAACAUCGCCAAGGUCAGCGAUUUCGGGCUCACCAAGGAAGCCUCCUCCACACAGGACACGGGCAAGCUGCCCGUCAAGUGGACGGCGCCAGAAGCACUUAGAGAAAAGAAAUUCUCCACCAAGUCGGACGUGUGGAGCUUCGGGAUCCUCCUGUGGGAAAUCUACUCCUUCGGGCGAGUGCCUUAUCCGAGAAUUCCCCUGAAGGACGUGGUGCCCCGCGUGGAGAAGGGCUAUAAGAUGGACGCUCCGGACGGUUGUCCGGCCGUCGUCUACGAGGUGAUGAAGAAGUGCUGGACCCUGGACCCCGGCCACCGGCCGUCCUUCCACCAGCUCCGUGAACAGCUAGUGCAUAUCAAAGAGAAGGAGCUCUACCUGUGAGGGGGGGGCUCUGCCACCCCACAGCCGCAGGGGACCCACGCUGGGGGGGUGGGGGGGACCAGGGUGUGGGCAGCCCCCCUGCCCCGCCACGGCACCAGGAGGGAGCCCCGGGGGGGUUUCCCCCACCCCCCAAUUCCCCCGGUUGCUUCCAAACUUCCAAAUCUGUCAGUUUGUAUUUUUAUUUUCUAGGUUUGGGGUUUUUUUUUGUUUUAAUUUUUUUUUAUUAUUUUUUUGUGGGUGU
This is a messenger RNA of Ficedula albicollis (Collared flycatcher), 1729 nucleotides long. RefSeq names its product c-src tyrosine kinase (gene CSK). Gene Ontology annotation, molecular function: protein binding; ATP binding; protein tyrosine kinase activity. Lineage: Eukaryota; Metazoa; Chordata; Aves; Passeriformes; Muscicapidae. The transcript has 12 exons. The record is from RefSeq and is a predicted model, not a curated record. Gene Ontology annotation, biological process: adherens junction organization; regulation of Fc receptor mediated stimulatory signaling pathway; protein phosphorylation. The coding region runs from base 136 to 1488 and encodes 450 amino acids.